Molecule: messenger RNA, 626 nt
Organism: Raphanus sativus (radish)
Lineage: Eukaryota; Viridiplantae; Streptophyta; Magnoliopsida; Brassicales; Brassicaceae
Biological process (GO): endoplasmic reticulum to Golgi vesicle-mediated transport
Cellular component (GO): cytoplasm; TRAPP complex; nucleus
Source: RefSeq, a predicted model, not a curated record
GUCGUACUAGUGGGCGAACUUUAGAAAAGGCCGAAAAAUAGGAAAAAUUAAAUAAAAGUAAAACCCAGCCCAACUGCUGAGCUCAGACGAGAUUUGAUUGAAACGUGGGAAAUCGGAGGAGAAAGAUGAUCGUGUGCGUCGCCGUCGUGGGCCACCAGAACAAUCCGCUAUACAUAGAGAGCUUCACGGAAGCUGAAGAUGCGCUUAAGCUCCACCACAUCGUCCAUUGCUCCCUCGAUGUCAUCGAUGAGCGAGUGAACAAUCCGAGAAGCAAGUCAGAAACAAGACUGAAGGAGGCUUUUCUUGGUCUGCUUUACCCACCACUCAACUACAAAGUUUAUGGUUACUUGACUAAUACAAAAGUGAAGUUCAUCAUGGUCACUACUGAUUUGGAUGUCCGAGACACCCAUGUCACAAGUUUCUUCAGGAAGUUCCACGCCGCAUACGUGGAUGCCGUCUCAAACCCUUUCCAUGUUCCUGGCAAAAAGAUCACUUCCCCAUCCUUCUCCAACAUUGUUACCUCUUACUCUUUCAACUGACCCCCCCUCCCUCUUUUAUCUUUAUUGUUUCGCUCUUCAAAUUUGUUUUUAAUCUUUUCUAUAUCUGUGAUGAGAGCUUUCUAUUUA